Poeciliopsis prolifica (blackstripe livebearer) is the source of this 2606-nucleotide messenger RNA. RefSeq names its product ribose 5-phosphate isomerase A (ribose 5-phosphate epimerase) (gene rpia). Bases 298 to 1221 code for a protein of 307 amino acids. The transcript is spliced from 10 exons. Gene Ontology annotation, cellular component: intracellular membrane-bounded organelle. Gene Ontology annotation, biological process: D-ribose metabolic process; pentose-phosphate shunt, non-oxidative branch. The record is from RefSeq and is a predicted model, not a curated record. Gene Ontology annotation, molecular function: ribose-5-phosphate isomerase activity. Lineage: Eukaryota; Metazoa; Chordata; Actinopteri; Cyprinodontiformes; Poeciliidae.
UUGUGAAGCGUCACUAAUACAAUCAAAUAAAAUGCAACAGCGGCACGUGUUUGUUUUUGCAGCGUCCACGUGGCGUCGCUGUUUCACCGUAACUUGCCGACGAACCGCUACAAAGCGGGCAGUACAAGAAAACCGCCGUUAAUACGUGACCAGAGGAGUCUCCCGUUUGACUCGUGACCGACUGUCUGGAGGAAUGGCGGACGCUUCUGUCUGACCGUCAGUCCGUCCGCGCGCUGGCGCGUGCGUGUGUUGUGUUGUUUUUUGUUUUUUUGUUGUUUUUUUUUUGUGGGGCGGGUCAUGACACUCCAGAGGUGGGUGUUCCUCCGUAAGCUCACAGCUGCUGCUGCUGCUUCUUCUUCUUCUUCGUCUUCUCCUCCAUCCUCCCUGAGGUGUCGCACACACGUGCUGAGGUUCAGUCAGUCCGCAGCCGCCGACAUGGCAGAGGAGGCGAAGAAACUAGCAGCGUACACCGCCGUGGACAACAACGUCCAGAACAAUCAGGUGGUGGGAGUGGGCAGUGGGUCGACCAUCGUGUAUGCUGUGGACCGGUUAGCCGAGAGAGUUCGACAGGAAAAGCUCAACAUUGUGUGCGUGCCCACCUCCUUCCAGGCUCGACAGCUAAUCCUGCAGCACGGCCUGGCGCUGUCGGACCUGGAAAGACACCCAGAGCUGGACGUGGCGAUCGACGGUGCGGACGAAGUGGACGCUGAGCUCACGCUGAUAAAAGGCGGCGGCGGCUGUCUCACUCAGGAGAAGAUCGUCGCCGGCAACUCCAAAUGUUUCGUCGUCAUUGCUGACUACAGAAAGGAUUCCAGAGCUCUGGGGGAGCAGUGGAAGAAGGGCGUUCCCAUCGAGGUCAUCCCCAUGGCGUAUGUUCCCGUCUCCAGGGUGAUAGCUAAGCGUUUUGGAGGGGAGGUCAAUUUAAGGAUGGCGGUCAGUAAAGCAACAGAGCAAAGUCAGGGAGGAGACAUUAGAUCAGAGGCCAGCAGCAGAGACGAUGAUGAUGAUGAAGGGUCUUCUGAGGGUCCCAUCGUCACCGACAACAGCAACUUCAUCCUGGACUGGAAGUUUGAGCACGUCCACAACUGGAGCGAGGUCAACACUGCCAUCAAGAUGAUUCCUGGUGUGGUGGAGACGGGGCUCUUUGUCCACAUGGCCGAACGGGCGUACUUUGGGAUGGAAGACGGAAGUGUGAAGGUGCGGAAGGCUCCCAUCAACUAAUGAGUUGGCUGCAGGCUCCGCCCACAAAGUGCCAGCUCACAACCCAACCCCAGCUACAGCAGGGAAGCUCUCUUACCUCGCUAAAGAAGUUCCAAACGAAGAACUGAUUUACUUUCACAUUCAGAAGGUUCUGCUUCUGAUUUUAUGUUUUUUUGUUGUUGUUUUUGUUUUAAGUGCCUGAUGAGAAAAAGCCAGCUGGCAGAUUUUACUGUUGGAGGAGUUUGACUGAACAGACGCAGAACUGGGUUUUAAAGCUGAGCGGGUCACCGGAGUUUGGCUGAAUAAAACAAAGCUGUGCCUUUUUGAUUUUAAAACUACAUUUAAAAAUCUUAACUGCAUGUGUCGCGUUAGUGUAAUGAUAAAAAAUGCACAAAAAAGCACAGAUCAGAGCUCAAGAAUGAAGCAGUUGGGUUUGAACCUUUAGAUGCAGCAGCAUGCAAUCUGUCAAAACAAACUCUGACGUACCAUAAAAAGCAAAGGUGAGCCGUAAAAUGUUCCCUCUAACAAAGCAGAAACGACACAUUCUUCUGAGAAGCUCGAUGUUCAACAAGAACACUCUGUGGCAUUCGUCAUUUUGUGGCUCAUUUUCCAUUUCUGUGUCAAAAGGAAAAGAGCGAGAGAAGUUGAAAAGGUUUAGAAAAUGCUGGCGGUUUCCUCCUCGGUUGCAUCAACUCCUCUUGCAGACGAGUCAGCUGAGAAGAACGCAACUUCACGGUUUGCCGCAUAAACUCUAUUGUGUGAUUGUUUUGUGCCUGUGGCGAACUUGGGUUACAGUUUCUCUUCACACCAGGUCUUUGGGAGCAGGAAGUCUUGUGCCAUAAGCUUAUUUUAAAAAUGAAAACCAGUGAUGAUGGUGAUAAAUUAAAAAUUACCUUCCAACACAAAUAUAGUGGGCAAAUCUCAAAAACGGAGGUUUGUGUUGCUGUUUCCAUCUUUCAAAUAGAUCAGGUUGCCUCUUAAAGCCCUAUUUUAAUUCUCUUUUAUAGGCUUUUACUGUCAUAGUUUGCAUCUGUUUUAAACUGGUGAUGCAGUGCCUCAUACUGUAACAUGCAAGCAUCAAAUUUCUAACUGUGGGAGACUGAAAACUGAAAUGUUUUCAGUUUCCAAAAAGUUACUGUUGAAUUGAAACCGUGAAAGUUGUCUGUGACGCUGCAGUAAAGUUUCUGAAGUGAAAAGCUAUGCUUUAAAAACAUAAUGAACAAAAACUACACUGUGCAUGAAUACUUUUGCACCAGCAACACUUUCUUUUUUUAACCAGUUGACUGUGAUUUGUUUUUUCUUUUUCUUGUAACCCAUACAGGACCAAAUUAUAACCCAUGCUUGUUUUAUGUCUGAAUUGUUGGAACAUAAUUUGCUCCAAUAAAAGUUGAGUGUGAAAAAAAUUA